AUAUUCUGGUCUGCUCGUUUUCAAUUUGAAAUAUGCGAACCCACUACUGAGUUGCCUAGUGAGCUGCCUGACGCCGACUUAAGGCACAUUUUCUCUUAUUAUCCAGCUGCUCGUCACGGUUGUCUGAUCGGUCUGUCUCUCAGCACAUCUUUUCCCGCUUCUUUUCCAAAUAAAACAUCUACACAAAGCACUAUAAAGUCCUCUAAAGAUGCCGUUCCGCCAAUGAUUACGGCCACCAAGAGGUCUUUAUUUUUCAAUUCUUCCGUUGGACAAACAGAACAAGCCUGGUAUAUGCCUUCGCUGAAUCGACCUGGCACGAUCGCGCGAAUUGUGUGGGCCCACAGCCUGUGGCUAGUUUGA
Molecule: messenger RNA, 360 nt
Organism: Protopolystoma xenopodis
Lineage: Eukaryota; Metazoa; Platyhelminthes; Monogenea; Polystomatidea; Polystomatidae
Source: the annotation of a GenBank genome assembly